AUGGAGCCUGUAAAGUCAUUAGGAGUAAGGAUUUCCUUCUCUGCAUGGUCCGCGACCAUAAAAGAGCGGAAAUUGGAACAUUUCGUUAUGAGGCAGCUGCCCAAGCAGACGAUGAACUUGGAAAUUUCAAUGAACAAAAUUCAAGUGGGGUCGGCUCCUUCACCAAAUCUGAAGGUAGUGAAAUCUAAAAUCGGUUCUCUGGAAAACGCUAGUUAUAAACCUGGAGGAGGGAAAGUCAAAAUCGAAAGUAAGAAGUUGGACUUCAAGUCUGCUGCGCCCAGGAUAGAAGCUAAGAAUGAAAAAUAUACCCCGAAAGGUGGAGAAAAGAAGAUAGUACAGCAAAAAUUGCAAUGGAGCGCAAAAUCGAAAAUAGGCUCGUUGGAAAACACAACUCAUAAACCGAAAGGCGGAGACAAAAAAAUCGAAACUGUGAAACUAGAUUUCAAGGGGAAAGCGAAGCCAAAAGUAGGGUCCAAAGACAAUAUCAAACACGUUCCAGGAGGGGGAGAUAUUAAGAUUGAAACAAAGAAGAUCGAUUUGAAAGUUACGAGCAAAGUCGGUUCUUUAGACAACGUGAAGUAUAAACCAGGUGGCGGCGAUAAGAAAAUUUUUGACGACAAAGAAUAUUUGAAGCAGAUGUCUGCCAUCUCUAGCGUAGAGCAUUCUUUGUCUGGUUCACAGACUUCGCUUCCAUCUCAACCGGAGAAACUUCCAACUGCUGAUGAAAAUUUGAACCAGGAACAUUGAAAUAUUCAUUAGUAAGGUUGACUUGUACUCGAAGGACUCGAAGGUUACCAGUUUUGAAAAACCAAUCGUUGGAAAUUCUUAAUUAUGUAUACCUACCUAACCCUAAGAAAAUUUACUAAAACUAUCGCAUGUCCAGUAAAGUAAUAAAAAAUGUAGCAUGCACUUUGAAGUAACAGAUCCUUGAAGUAAAUCUGUAAAAGUAAUGAGAUAAACAGUAAAUUCACUAACAACACUGUUGGCUUAGAUUUUCAUUUUGUUUUUCUUUUUGUUGUAUUACAAUGGAUGUAUAGACACAUAAGAAAAAAGUAAUACAA
Messenger RNA from Leptinotarsa decemlineata (Colorado potato beetle), 1061 nucleotides. RefSeq names its product microtubule-associated protein tau (gene tau). Gene Ontology annotation, biological process: neuron projection development; microtubule cytoskeleton organization. Gene Ontology annotation, molecular function: microtubule binding. Lineage: Eukaryota; Metazoa; Arthropoda; Insecta; Coleoptera; Chrysomelidae. The record is from RefSeq and is a predicted model, not a curated record. Gene Ontology annotation, cellular component: neuron projection.